Messenger RNA from Pocillopora damicornis (cauliflower coral), 1937 nucleotides. RefSeq lists its product as uncharacterized. NCBI's taxonomy places the organism in Eukaryota, Metazoa, Cnidaria, Anthozoa, Scleractinia, Pocilloporidae. Gene Ontology annotation, biological process: necroptotic signaling pathway; protein phosphorylation. Gene Ontology annotation, molecular function: ATP binding; protein kinase activity. The record is from RefSeq and is a predicted model, not a curated record.
AUGAAUUCAGUACAUUUCCUUACUUCCCAAAGUAAAAGAAACACUGUCGAUUUUUUUUCGCUAGAAAACCAGACGGAGCUACAAGAAAUGAGAGCUCGUUUAUCUAACUUACAGGAACAGCUCAGGGAGAAAGAUGACAAGUUGCGAGAGAAAGAAGGGAUAAAUCUAAGCCUCCAAGCUCGCUUGAAUACAAAAAACCAACAACUGGAGGAGAAAAUUAGACAGGAAGAGAAUUUAUACCAAAAACUGCGAGCAGUGGAAGAGCAGAUUUCACAAUCUCAAGCACAACUCAGGGAGAAAGAGUUGGAAAAGGCCAAAAUGUUAAAGGAAAGAGAUCGCCUAAAUGGAAACCUGCGUGCGAUGCAUCAGCAACUGACAAACUCCGGAUUUUCAGAGUUUCUGAAGACCAAAAUGCAGGAGCAACUCGAGAGAAAAGAGCAACAAUUAGUUGAAUCGGAAUUGCGAUUAAGGGAAUUGAAUCAGCAGCUGAGAGAUCUUCAAGUUCAGAUCAGAGAGAAAGACAGAGCAACUGUUGCUUUGCGAGAACGAUUUGGCGAGCUAGAAGAGCAGCUGGCAACAAAAGAGCAAGAAAAGAAUGAACUGGAGAGAAGCCUUUCAACAGCUCAGCAGAUAUUACGUGAUAAUCAGGCUCAAAGAUCACCAGACUGGGUUAUUCCUCGUACUCAAAUUCAGCUGACGACCAAAUCCCUCAAUAAAGGUGCCUGGGGAGAGGUUGUCCAAGGAAGGUUUUGUGGUUGUGUCGUUGCCGUAAAGACGAUACAUAAUUUGAUUCUAUCCGAUCACAACCGCAGGUUGUUUGAACGAGAAAUGGACAUUGCCUCGAGAUGUCGACACCCUUGUUUAUUGCAAUUCAUCGGAGCAACAAACGACGACCGCACACCUUUGUCUCUUACAGAGGUCAUGGAAACAAGCUUGCGAGCAGUGUUAGAGGAACGAUCUCUUUCUCAGACAGAAAUCACCGUUAUUGCUCUGGAUGUGGCUCGAGGACUAAACUACCUCCACCAAAAACACCCCAUCCCUAUUCUACACCGUGACAUCAGCAGUGCAAAUGUGUUGCUCUGGAGACAAGGUACUCAGUGGCGAGCUAAAGUGUCAGAUUAUGGCACUGCUAAUUUCAAGAAACAGACCAUGACAGUUGCACCUGGGACUCCAAUCUACAGUGCACCUGAAGCACACGCUACAAAUCAAACAGUCCAGGUUGAUGUCUACAGUUUUGGUGUACUUCUUUGUGAGAUGUCCAUCCGUGAAUUACCAGAUCCUGAAAGACGAGAACAACAAGUAGCAAUGGUGGCAAACAACGUGCUUCGAGCUCUUAUCCGUGGAUGUUUGGAAACAGACCCUCAAGUCAGACCAACUAUGGAAGAAAUAAUUAGUGAAAUAGAACCGGAAGCGCAAGGCACCUUUUGAUAGAGUUUGUUAAUCAACCUCAAACAUAUUGUUGUCUGUGUGGUUUGCAGUAUUGCUACUGUACCGGACGAUCACAUAGAAGAUCCUGCAAAUCUUUCCCGAUGUAACUUAAGUGCGCGGAUGUAUCUUCCGAAAACCUUGUAAACUUUUUCUGUCUAGGCAUGUUCAGCUUUCCAUUAUUCCUUACCUAGGUAGUUACACGUAAGGAUUGAGAUGAAAGCGUCCGUUUAGUGUGUAUCAAGCGGAAGCGUAAAGGAAAGAAGACACAGUCCGAUACAACCAAGAGGGAGUCAUCAAGAGUCCAUUUUCAGGCAACUGCUUUAAUCGAUAAAAUCAGGCUUGGCAUGGAAUUGCACGACUGAGCCUUCUCAGUGUAAAUCAUCAAUCUUAUUGUCAGACUUAUUAAUCGUCUGCGAAUGUAAUAACAUACCAUUAUGACUUUCUUACUUAACGUUUCAUUACAAAACUUUUAACCAUCGAUAGAAGUUUUUAUUACGAUAUUUGUAGUG